AUGGUCCGCCUCAUCACCCACAACAUGCUGGCGUGCCAUGCGCGCAACUGUAACAAGGAUAACUUUCCGCUCGUGUUCUCGGAUGUCGAGCUUGUGGUUCGGGAGGCAGAGCUCAACCCCGACUUUCUGAGGCGUUUCCUUCCCAAGAUUGACUGGGCGGCUCUGGUCGAUACGGCACGGAGCCUUGGAGACACGUCGCUGCCCGACGAGAUGCCGACCGAGUGGAGUGACGAGCAGAUCCAGCAGCUGCACCAUGUGCUUCUUGAGAUGCACGUCGAGGAGGGAAACAUGACCUGCCGCGGGUGCGGGCACAUCUACCCGAUCCAGAACGGUAUCCCAAAUAUGGUGAGCUUGACUGGCAGACACAGCUAA
Cutaneotrichosporon cavernicola is the source of this 372-nucleotide messenger RNA. RefSeq lists its product as uncharacterized. Gene Ontology annotation, biological process: peptidyl-glutamine methylation; tRNA methylation; rRNA (guanine-N7)-methylation. The transcript is spliced from 2 exons. Bases 1 to 372 code for a protein of 123 amino acids. Lineage: Eukaryota; Fungi; Basidiomycota; Tremellomycetes; Trichosporonales; Trichosporonaceae. The record is from RefSeq and is a predicted model, not a curated record. Gene Ontology annotation, molecular function: protein heterodimerization activity.